CCAGGCUUGUGGACCACUGUCGUCUAACUAUGACUGAACUUCGUUCUUUUGGAGUCCGCGUGACCAAUGACAGAAUACGUGCUGUGGGUCGUGGUUGAUGUUGGGACGUGCUGACUGUUCUGAGUGCAUGUGGGUUCAUUUCCUCCGUGUGUUUCAGGGAAUGGCUACACAUGGACGAAGCCGCUCCGCUGGUGGUUCCGCCCCGCACGGAGAGGAGCGUCGAGGGACGACGUCGUCGCCGGCAAGGGAAACGAGUCGGCGAGUUGGAGGUGGGGAGGAAGAACGACGUGCUCAAAACUUGUGGUGCGACUACAGCAAACGUGUCUGGUAUUUGGACUGGGCGAGCCAGGACGGCUCCCACCCGUUGCAACCACCGUGCGGGCCGCUCUUGUUCGUCGCCGUUCGUGCCGACAGAACGCGUCUCGCAGGGUCCAUCGUCCAGUGGGUCGACGAUGGCGAAUUCAAUUUCAAGUUUACGUUGAAGAAGCAUCACAGAAAAGAUGGUUCUGUCGACGGCAUCGCAAAGGGAUGCAAGGUUGCCGGGAGGAUGUUCGGCGGGUACGGCCGUCGUGCGAUGUCUUUGCCUCAAUUUCUCCCGCUAGCGUCGGGGCACGACGAGGUCGUUCACGUCACAGACUUCCUCGAGGUCUGGGCGAAAUCUGGUACCUCUGUCAGUGCCGUGGACGUCGGACCUAGAACAUCGAUCAGUGGUCCUGUUGGGUUCACGGGAGGAGAGUGCUCUGAAAGGGUGAUGGGAGGUCAGGGCGACCUGCCAGCUACGCCUCCUGAUCAAGAGGUGGGCAUGUCAGACGACUCGGAGGACGACCAUCCGCGUGCUCCUUUGAAAUCGGACUUGCAUGUGGCCGAGGUUUCGCCUGGAGAUCGAGCGGGUGGUCCGCAGGUUCGAGAGGUGCAUGGGUCAGAUGAGACGACUCGCCGGGCCCGACCAGCGCCUGGGGAACUACAGACGGAGUUGAGCCAGGAACGAGAAGCAAGUGGGAACGUCGCCGGUGAGGAGGAGGUGUCCGAGCAGGGGCUGUUCGGUGAGAGAUCGGGUGAAAAGACUCAGUCGGGAGGCAAGCACAACUUGCCGGAUGAGGAAGAGGGAGAGGGACUAGGUGCUCUGAAAAGGCAGAGAAAGGUAGGAGGGAGUGCUCGGACGCCAACAACACGAGAGGGCGGUUCCGUUGAGAAGAGGAAAAGGGUGGAUGAAACGCGAAAAGACUCGUCGACACAGCGAAGAACCGGUGAGUCUUCCGGGAAAAGGGCGAAAUCAUCGAGGGGGAAGAAAGCAGACGAGGGCGACAGCGGGGAGGGGGAUGAUGACGUGGAGAUUAACCUCAACGCCUUUAACCUCGACAAUGCGUUCUUCCUCGAGAUGCAAACAGGGGUGCAGAAGGACGUCGUCUCACACCCGGAGAAAUACUGGUAUUAUCUUGUGUGUGGACAACAUAACGCGAGGGCGGCGAUGAUGGUGAAAGACCAUCCCGUGUUUGAUUACUACAACUUCUGUAAAUGGUCGUUCAGACUGAUCUACUUCCCUGACGACGAGUUCGACGGCUACGCCCAUGUCAGCUGCGAAGACAACAUGAAAGACAAGAAGAAUCCACCGGGCUUGCAGGUUUUGUCUAUGCGGGACAUUCACAAUAUCUGGAAAAUAAAGGGCAAACCGCGUGUGGUGCUCGACAAUGCCUCAAAGAAACAGGACGAGGUGCGAAAGUGGGUGCGGUUCAUGGCAUUGGCAAUGAAGAAGACGCCGUACACGCCUAUCAGGAACCUGUCAACGGAAGCAAAGGAAAGAAAGGAAUGGGCUGAGAAACUUCGAUACUACCUCCCGCUGGCCAUGGCAGAUGACUCCGUCUUCGCUUUGKGGUUGAAGUUCUAUGAGGAGUGGUCGAAAGGAAAACUCCUUGCUUCCGACGGCCGGCGUUGGACUGAAAAGCCGCCCACCCAUGAGGAGGUGGCCAAGCCAGACCUCUCCACUGUGACUGACAGCCACGGGCUGAAGAAACACGUCAGGUACGUGAAGGUGGACGACCCGUCAUUGAAAAAGGGGAAGGGGAAGCCAAAGAAAAGUGCGGAGGAGAAAACUUUCUAUGUCCAAGUUCCGAAGCCGGAUUUGGCCGAGCAGGGGAAGUUCAGUGUCAAGGAGAUGGUUGACAUAAUAAAAAUGGACCGGAUUAUGCUGAGGCUGUGGCACUACGUGGAGUUCGAGUACGAGGAAAUGGAUAAGCGGGAGUGGAAUGCCAACUCCACGUUCUUCAGGUCCAAGAAGCAACUGUUCGAAGAGUUCAAGGACAGAGGUCUCGACGACAAGCUUUGGAACGAGAGCAGGAAUUUUUUCACGGACAUCACAUACGUCAACAAGUGCCCUCAGUUUCUCGGGUGUCAUCACGACAACAACAUCAAGAGAACGGCGGCCCUCGUCAACGACCAGCAUUUCCCUGGGGAAUGGAAGCGUGUCGUCCUUUCGGUGAUCACUGGAGAUCGCGCCAAAGGCAAAAAAAACCCUCGGGGCGUUGAUGAAUGCAUCAACAUUAUGUGGACAAGGACAUGCGCCUUGACGACGCUGGCCCAAUUUAACGUCGACCCAUUGACUGCCAUAGAUCACAAGGCCGCGCUGGGAAAACUAGGGCAUCAGCUACGCUCCCACACUUGCGUGCUUGACUUGUGCGGAACUGUUAACCGUGCGCAAUGGGACUCUCGGGCAUUCGCGUCUCUGAGUGAGUUGCUGGGCUUCGUUUGUCAGGACUACUGGACAUUGGUGGUAUUCGUCUCCUGCCUGUGGAACCUCUCCUCCAUGACAUGUUUGUCUGCGCUUGGGGCUACCCGACGCUACAUGGGGAAGUGGGUUCGGAAGACGGCAUCGAAGAAGACGCAUCAGUUCGGAAAUAGCGUCUGGGAGGAGCCGGAUGUGAUGCACAUCCUUUUCAAAGGCAAGGAUCCUCAGCUACUGACUCACCCGGUGUACGAGGGAGCUGUUGCUGAAGACGACGACGCAGCUCUCCGGAGGAAACAGAAAGUGACACCCACGGAUGUGGAGGAGAAGUCUUUCAAGUCUUUGACUUUCGCGGACAUCGGAAACCUGACCCAGAGGGGGGCUCUGUACAAGGACGGCGAGCGAAAUCCGAAACAGUUGUGCAAUCAGCUUCUUUUCUUCUGUGGUGUGACGGAUGCCGUGGUGUUCUUGGGCAAGCUGCACGCGCAGGUGGUGUGGAGUCUGCUUCAGCAGGGAAGGCACGUCUUGGUCGUGGAUGGGGACACAACGCAGCUCGAAUACACCGUGCAGUAUGUCACCCAUGAAGUGUCGUCCAAGGCUUACCCAUGUGAUUUCCACCAUGUCGUGGUUGAGCCCGUUUAUGACACGAACAAGGACAUGUUCUUCAAGUUGACUCCGAAGAAAAUGCGCCAGGUCUACUCCUUCCUUUACGGCGAACAACCAAGGUUGAGAUUUGACCCGCAGUACGUGGUGCGGAAGGAAAUCGCCAUUGCGGUCCUCCAGGGCUACCACGGAGCGAGUCGGGCCGGCGCUGUGAGCUUCAUUAAGAGGCUGGAAUAUGUCUUUUUUAACGAGGAUGUUGUCGAUCCGGCCGACUUCACUUUGGAUAAGUACAAGCUGGCAUUCGGUGAGGAGGAGGACUUCAAUAUCGAGACUGAGCAGGAGGAGAUCGUUGAGGACGACCUCUUCGAUUUGGACGGGCAAUUGGCCAUCUUCAACGCCCAAGUUUUUGAGUCAUCGUCAGUAUGCAAACCGGGGACACCUCUCGCUACACCUACCUCGGGCGGUCCCACGCCCGUGUCCUCCUCAGCGCCUGUCAAGAGGGGUGGGUUGUUCCGUCUGAGGAGUUCGCCAGGGGAGACUAUUCGUCUCACGCCGCAGCCCGAAUGUCUUCGACCCGGCCAUCCAGUUCCUCCGGACCAUCCACAUCUCAAGGCUCCUGCGACUCCCUUCCACAUGGGCGACAAACACACCUUCUCCACAGCCGAAGAUUGGAGCUAUGAUAUCGUGUGGCACCCAGACCAUUUCCAGCCAGUCCUUCUCGACGGCGAAUGCGCAGUGGCUGUGAGGGACGUAAGUGGAGGGUGGAUAUAUGACGAUCGUUGGGACCUCGAGACAUUCGAAUCUCGCGCCUAUGAUGUGGUAUUGGAGCGAUUAACUGAGGUCAAUCGACGAAGUAAGGACGACCCUGCUCUUCGCGAAUACGGGGACACGCUGUUCGAGUUCUUGCAGUCAAAUAAAUGGCUGGAAGUGUCCUCCGAGUUCUACGCCCUUCCGUCAAGCCCGUCAAUUAAGCAAGUGAGUUGGGAGUUGCCUGGGGUCACCCCGCCGGUAGGAGUUGUGAAGCGCAAGUCUCGCGGAAAGGACGGCAACGGGGAUGGUGAAGGCGGCGGGCAACGAGGUACCGGAGGUGGAAGUGAGCAGCGUUCGACGAAACAGCGGUCUCCGGGGCACGCAGGCAGCGGAGAGGGGAAAAAGGGCAGCCGGGAGAAGAAGAAGCCUCGCAGCGGAGAGAAGACAAAGCAUCACAGAGGAGGCAGGCAGGGGGGUGAUGUUGACCGCGACGAGGACGGUGGGGUUCUGGCGGUAACAGGCAACACCUCAAUGGAGACGGGGAACGACUUGAGGCCUGGGUGUAUUACGCGGCCUGGCGAGCAGGACCCUGUGAUUAGCUCCACCAACGAAACACAGUUUGUCGAUGCGGUUGGCGGGGCGGGUGUCGCAAAGCAGGGAACAUGCUUCGCUCAGCUCCAAAAACGGUUAGCGGGUUGUCUCGGAUCAAUCCGAACCUCGGAGACGACCUCGUUGUCCGGAACUCAAUGCCUUCCGGGAAGCGAGACGACAACAUACCACUGGUCCGGCAGCGACAAGCUGGAACCGUGUUCCGUUUCGCCUCAAAAGGAAUUUCGGAUUAAUCCGAACCGCGAAGGCCGUGCCAUCGAGGGAGCACAACUGUCUACAGAACUCGAACGGGUGGUCCGGGUUUCCGAAAACCCUGGCGACGGAAUUCGGAUUCAUCCGAACCAGGAAGCCGUGUCUGCCAUGACAGACGAUCGGUGUCAGGAUGCAGUAAUGCUGUGCGUGGAAGCCCACAAGGAGCUGCAGGCGGACUGUCGGACUGAGGGUGAGUUGGCGACCAGUUCCAAUGUCGAGCCCAACAGACUCGGAGCCAAGUUAGCAGUCGUAAGCGACUCCCCGGUGAAAGCGGUCAUGUCGGCGUCAUUGGAAACUGCGGGGGAUCGGAUGAAUCCGAACCAGGGCCCUGUGAACAUCUCCCUCCCUGAUGCAUCUUUGGAGACGACCGUGAUUCGGAUUCAUCCGAGGCACACGGACGAAGGACUUCAAAUAGCAGGCGUUGAGGGUUGUCGACUACUGACGACUUUGGACAAGGACAAUUCCGCCGACGAACGGACUGAUCCGACACUCAAGGACGUCGGGAUGGAGCUACCAGUUCAGCCGGGAUACGACGAUCCCUUGUACUCCGCCCUUCACAACGAGGCGACGGGGGAGGACGAUCUGAAGAAGGCCUCUGACGUUGUUGGAGAUAGAUUUCUCUAUUUGAGUGACGACGACAAAGACACAACGUACGGGGACAAGAAGUUAAGGGGGGGAGAGGUGUUGUUGGACAUCCAUGGGACAUUGAGCCCAACACAAUAAGACACAGUGGCAAUGGAGAAAACACAACCUGCCGAUGUUGUGGACGUCGACGAUCUUUGUCCGGAGACGAAUAUACCGUCUACGGUCAUCGACGCCG
Messenger RNA from Chara braunii, 5753 nucleotides. The record is from the annotation of a GenBank genome assembly. Lineage: Eukaryota; Viridiplantae; Streptophyta; Charophyceae; Charales; Characeae.